This is a messenger RNA of Mizuhopecten yessoensis (Yesso scallop), 8460 nucleotides long. RefSeq lists its product as uncharacterized. Gene Ontology annotation, molecular function: G protein-coupled receptor activity. Lineage: Eukaryota; Metazoa; Mollusca; Bivalvia; Pectinida; Pectinidae. The transcript is spliced from 3 exons. Gene Ontology annotation, biological process: G protein-coupled receptor signaling pathway; cell surface receptor signaling pathway. The coding region runs from base 117 to 3968 and encodes 1283 amino acids. Gene Ontology annotation, cellular component: membrane. The record is from RefSeq and is a predicted model, not a curated record.
GGGUGUGAGCGUUCAAAAUUCUACUUAAACACAAACUGCAUAGCACAACGGAAAACUCGGAUGUCAGGGAACGUCGUGAUGAUAUAUCUGGUGUAAUAGUGCGAAAUACCGUUCAAAUGGAAACAGAAUUCUUGAAGAUUGCAUUAGUGUGCUUGACCUUUUUUAAUACACUAAGUGCAUUGGAUACGUCAAGUAAACAGGAACAAAAGACUCCGGGAUGGCAUACGCAAGCAUCGUCAACGAGAACGGUCAAUAAUCUGACGAAUCUAGUGUACCAGUAUUAUUUAGUUUGUGGUUCAGAAUACAUAUGUGAAAAACAGAAUUAUGGUUUCAUCAGGAACCAUCAACCGAUAGGUGAUUUGGAAUUAUGCCCGAGAUGCAGUUGCAACAAACACUGUGUUCAAAAAGGAGAUUGUUGCCCGGAUAUUAUGUUUUCGUUUCCGGAUCCGGUUUGUCAAAAUACGUCCAUAAUCGAUAACUUACUCAAUCCUAACAAUCAAAGUAAUAUAAUCGUGGCUUGCCAUGACGAAUCAUCAAAUGAAAUGAAAGAGAAGUGUAACAUGAAUUUUACUAAUGCCCAGCUCAUUCAAAAUCCGCCUGUAACAUCGGCUAAUUAUGCAUUCACAUUUCGUAAUAAGUAUUGUGCGGAAUGUAACGGCGUCUUCAAUUAUUUUAGCUGGGGUAUUAAUAUUUUGUGUGAAAAGUUUGCCGAUUUUAAUUUUCUCUCCACCUAUGGAGAAAUCAUGGAUUACGCAACUGCAGAAGCUUGCAAAGUAGAGUAUGAAGAGGAUCAGGAGUCUAGUAAGCACAAGUGUAAGCCCACAAAGUUCCAGCAGCCUUUUCCUAUAGAUCAAUGUAAUGUCACAGGGACCUGGCUCACAUACGACAGAGACAUAGCGAAUGCAUGUCUAUCUGACUACCAUCUUAACUAUAAAACAUAUAAAAACGUGUUCUGUUUACUUUGUAAUCCCCCCGUUUUAUCUACCGAACCUGUAACUUCCUGCAAUGUUUCUGGUUCAUGGUCACUAUACGAAGCUUCACUAAUGAAUGAGUGUGUCAAACUUAAUGCAACACAAAGCACAAUGCCCUACAAAAAUGUGUUUUGCUUUCUAUGUAACCGAAACAACACCAGCCGGUUCCGGUAUGACGAUGCCGAUGCAAUUAUUGAAUUAACUGAUUUCCGACCCUUUAUUUACCGAAUUCGUAUACUCGAGUAUGCUUUAGAUUAUUACAAUGACAUCCUAGGGUCUACUGGGAUAACAGAUAAUGAUCUUGUCGCGACACAUCUAAACAGCUCAACGUCUCUAAACCACACCAGGCUUAUUUUGCUUCAUUAUGCCAUGUUUGGCACAAAUUCUUAUUGUUCCGCAGAAUUUCCCGGAGGAUUCUUUGUAGAUUCGCCAUGUUCAUGCGACGAAAGCUGCCUUUUUAGCAGCUCAGCACCAUUUUGUUGCCAUGACUUUCUCCUCAACAGCACAACGUCGUGUUUGGACAGCGAUGUAUCAGGUUCAGAUCAUUUUGCCCCAUUAAUUGGCGCAAUCAGCGGGUGUAAUGACAUACCAGGACAAAACUCAAUCAGAUCUAGAUGCAGCAGUCGAAACGCGAAAGAUAUAUUUGGUAUGCUUCCAGUUACUGCUGGAGAUACCAUUUUCAAGAACUUUGAUUGUUUCAGAUGUAAUAAACCUGCCCAAAACCUUACAUCUCACUGGAAUUUUCAAAUAGAAUGCGACUCCUAUCAACAUUUCAAUUACUUUAUUAAAGUAAUGGACAUAAUUGAACACGCACAGCGUAGCAACUGUGUAAUUCGGAUGAUACCAGAGAAUCCGAACAACUUCGCGUUUCAAAUGAGCUCAAUUUACUGUAGUAAUCACUACAAUACCAGUAGAUGUAAUGUUACUGGACUUUGGUCGGCGUACGACAAGGACAUUGCGCUAGCUUGUGAAAGUUUGGACCUAUUUUUACCAAAAUACAGGGAUUUUAAAAAUGUGUACUGCUUUAUGUGUAACAGACCAUCGACCUCAUCUAUAACCGGUACAACGGUAGACACAUGUAUGGUUUCAGCAGAAAAUCAGUGGUACGGGGAAAACAUUACCACAGCAUGUACAACACUGCCAGAAGUACACGGAUUUAAACCAUUUCGGAAUAUAUUCUGUGCGACAUGUUCAGUAGCUAACGCGACGAUUAUACCAGAUAUCUGGUUCCCAAGUAUCACCAUGGGUGGACGACAUACUGUACACGUUGAUGAUGAUCAUGUGAUUGUACAAACAAGUUACCAGGACUUAUUUUCUUUUACCAGUCCAUCGGUGUCUGUAGAAUUGGAAGUGUUGGAAGUAGGGAAUGACGACAAUGUUAUCUACGAUAGAUUAAAUAACAGGAAACACAACCUGACAUGUUUCCCUGGAAAAACGCUUGUGGAAAAGAAAUGCCGACCUUUGCUUAAAAAUACAAAAAAUCUGCGAUACGUGUUAGCAUUUUCGUUGGAGGGUAACUCAUCCACCACUUCACCUGAUCUUUUGUUGAUAACUGUCAGAACAGAAAUAAAAUCAAAGAUCCAUUCUAUGGAUGGAUAUAUCACUUUCGAUUAUUUCCAUAUUGCACUAAAUAUUUCAUGUGAUGCAAAUUACAAUGGAAGUAUAGGAAUUCGAAUUCUUGUGCAUGCUUCUUUGUUGAUUGUGACAAAGGUGAACCGACUCAUGGCAGAAGAAAAACUCAUUAAUAUGACAAGGAUGAAGUAUAAUAUUGACAAUAGCACGUACCUGACGGCGGACCAUUCUGUUGACGCAUUCAUCCUUCCAGCGGUUCUUGGAACGUUAAGUUUUACGCGUCAAUGUUACAAGACAGAGACCAAACCCCGGGACUUCACUUUUCAGCAGACAUUCCGUCCAGCAGUUGUGUCUGACCUCUUGCUUUGCACUCAUGUUGUCUUACAGUCACAGGAUUAUGCAAUAAACAGAAUAGAAAUGAGUCUUACCCUGGAUAAAUCUAGAAGGUCAUUUAAUUCAUUAGAGUACCUUUUAGUUGGCAAUGAAGCAAGGAUAUGCUUGGAUGAUUUUCGAGAAACGUAUGAAAAUUAUUUGAACACGGAUGAAACGAAACCAGAAAUCAAUAUAGCACUCGGGAUAGUAACACUGAUAUGUACAAUUGUCUCUCUGGCUUGUCUUUUUCUGACAUUUAUGACUUAUUGUCUGUUUCCUGUUAUGCGAUCUCUACCGGGUAUCAAUAACAUGAAUCUGGUAGUUAUGAUGUUCUUUGCCCAACUGUUGUUUCAAGUCGGUUUUAAUCAGACCUCAAUUACCGAACUUUGCAGAACAAUAGGAAUCUUCAUACACUUCUUUUGGCUCUCAACUUUUACUUGCAUGAGUGUGUGUUCAUUUCAUAUGUACAGUGUAUUCGCUGGCGAACUGAUGUCUGGACGGCAGACAGGCAGCUGGAAAAAGAGAAUAAUGACGUACAUGCUUUACUCUCAUGGCCUACCUGCUUUAGUAAUUGUUAUAAACAUCAUCAUUCUGUCUAGUACGUCCGAAGAGGGAGGGAUUGGUUAUGGAAAUACAAGAUGUUUCAUAAGCAACAAAGUGUCUUUUUAUACCACUUUUCUAGUGCCUGUACUGCUCAUCUGUAUUAGCAAUAUCUAUUUCUUUACGCGAACUGCUUUAAAGAUAAAAGGAACUCCGAAAGUGGAGAGUACACAGGAGAAAAGAAACGAUUUUGUCAUUUAUGUUAAAUUAUUUUCGUUGACAGGUAUAACCUGGAUUUUAUUGGUAAUCGACACCUUAUUUAGUGUGUCAGCAUUUAGUUUCCUUGUUGUAUUUUUCACCGUUUGUCAAGGAUUGUUUGUGUUUGUCAGUUUUGUUUUAAACAAACGCGUUUUAAAGCGUUAUUUUACCCUUUGCUGUAGCAAGAACAUGUCACGUGACAACACAACGUCACAGACAACGAAGUCGACAAUGGCUAACUCAAGUACCGUCUGACCAAACAAACAAACAAGGAUGCUUAACGUAUACAAUAGUAGGUAUGGUUGUGCCAUACACUAUGGAAGAAGUAAAAAUAUGUAAAACAAAACAUCAAGUCGUUAUCUAGCAGUUAAGGCUCCAGUUGUAAAGGCUAUUGAGGAAAGUUGAAAAGAUAUGUAGGUCAACAUAUUUUUAAGGAUCGAAAAUAUCAAUGUGAUAUUGUAAACAGCUGAAAACUUAAUCUUAGAAAUAUUGAACGUAUGUGUGUGUUUUUUGGUGGAAUGUCUCAUUAGGGUGAGGAAGGCCUUUUUUGUCUUUCCAUACCCGCAAAAUUAUUCCUCAUUAAGAACUAACGUUGUUGACAUAGUUUCUAUAGAAAAUGUUACUCAGUCUACUUUUCUGAGUACGACAUUGCUUAUAAGACAACGUGACCUAGACCUAGACUUAUUAUCUCAAAUGGACGGUUCUUGAGCUGAAACCUUGCACCUUUUUUUAACGAUAUGUAUAUGUAUGUGAAAAUAUGUAGAUAUAUACAGAACAUGCACGCGUGAACUCUAAUUCAACAAAAGUUUUCCUGAACGAAAAGUCACACAUGGACCAAAUAUUUAUAUUUGCAAUAAUGGAAGACUUUUAGAAGAGCAGUGUGAGUGAAUAAUUCAAUUCCAAUAAUACAUGAUUAUUGAUCAGCAAAAAGAGUCUUUUCAUCGCAGAUUUGGUAAAAUAGAAUAUGACUUUUGAUACAUUGAUUUUUUCGUGCCAUUGCUAAAAAUUGUAAUUAAGUAUUGGAAACUUUUUUUUCCGGCAUGACCAUAGCUUGUUAUUUCAAUCAUACCUUGCAGGCCUUUUAUGAGAAAUUCUUAAGAAGAACUAACAGAUUGUUAUACAAUCGUUCCAGCUGAUUAUACUAUCCAAUCUACGGAAGUGGUCAGCACCAACAGUGCUGCACUUAUAUCUAAACGGAAGUUAAUAGGAGGUUAAUGUAUAUCGGCAAAACCACAGUGCAAUUAGACAGUGAUCCUCAAAUCAUUUGUUUGAUAAAUAGUACUAUUGUCCUGUGUGUAUCUCCUUUAUAUCAAAGAAAUACAGGCGUUAUAUUGUUUGACUGUAUUACACCCGGUGAUUAUAUCAUCCGUAAUCAUUGGUAAGUUGUUAAUAGUAUCAAGAUUGUUAACAAAAUAGACGUGAUUUAGUGGUAUUUUACAGGCAAUUGUAUCUCUUUCCUAUUGCUUCUUUUGUAUAAGAUUUUGGAUCAUUUGUAUCAGAUCAAUUUUGUUUUUUAAUAAGAUGAUGUGUAUUGUGUAAUGUGUAAGGUAAUAAGAAUGUCCAUAUAUAUGAAACAAGUACUUAAUACCUCGUUUAGUACAGUCACAUGACAUAAUAACGCUCUCUGAAUAAUCUCCGAUAUCAUUAUGUAAAUAAACAGCGUAAUAACAGAUCAAAAACUGUUAUUGCGAUGAAGAAUACGUUACAAUUACUCAAACAAUACAAUUGGUUAUUGUUAUUGUGUUGUUCAACACUUUGUACAAUUUUCAAAAUAUUUUGUUCUCAAGUGUUUUAUAGACAAAAGCUUUACAAGCCAUUGCUGUUGUAUCCUGUUCAGAUAUGUGUUGUUUCUACUGUAUCCUAGGUAUCAUUGCUAUCUUUAAUCUUCAUAAAACUACCUAACAUAUUUCGUCUAUUAGAUUUUUUCGUUUGCGAUCUAUCAAAAGGUUUUAGUAUGGUAAUGUGUGAUUUGUCAGAGGGUGUGAUAUAUCUUUCAAUGUCAAAAAUAACGUAAACCGUUUUUCUAAGAUAAGAAAGUAGAUUAGAUUACAAAAUAAUUUAACGAUAAAUACAAUUCCUUUUCAUGUUUGAUAAGCAGUCAUAUCAAUAACAUUACAUUUUGUUUAACAUGUCGUCGGAUUUGAUCAGUAGAGAUAGCAGACGAUUUUCUCUUCUUUUUUAUCUAAUUUUUCAAGUAAAGGUAAAUUACACAAACACUACAAUUUCACAACCGCUGCCCUAUUAUGAAUAGGAAAUCAAUAUAUUACAGUUGUACAUUUGUGACAGUUUUUUUGUGCAUUUUAUAUUAUUACAGCAUCCAUUAAGGAGUAUUUAAUCUCUGGUGACGUCAGCAGUAUGUGUUGUUUUGUGGUAGCCAUGCAACAAACUGUCAUGUAAAGAUAGUGUAUGAUGUAACCACAUAAACGUCCUUUAUGUAAAAGCAUACAUUAUGUAUGUAUGUAAAUAUAUCUCUUGAUGAGUAACCUUGUAUAAUGCUGUAUUCAUGGCGAGGGAUGCCCUUCCAUUGCGCCACGUACGUGUACACGAUCACCCAUUCAAUUUGUAAAUUGCAAUAUCAAUAUUGGAUUGAGAUUUUUUUUGGUGAAAAUAUGGUAUGUGUAUAUAAUUUUGAUAUGUAACAAACUUUUGUUUCACACGCACACAGAAAUAUAAACUUUCAUAGUUGGCCAGCAGGAUUAUUGCAUUGUUGUUUUGAUAUGAGACAUGAACGUGAUGUGUGAGAUUGGUUUUUCGUUAAUACAGAGGAAAGCAAGUUUUUGACGAAUUCAAUGUAGUUGGGAAAAAAUUAGAAAAUGAACAAAGGAGCCUAAUUUAUAUUCUACGCUUCGCCAACGAAGUGCACAUAUACAGGAAAUUAACAGAUUUAAGGAGUGAAGAACUAAUUAAAAAAGGUAUUUUGUCCAGUAGAUCUUUUGUAUAUAUUAAAAAACAAACAAACAAACAAACGCAUUUACUUACUUAAAUGUCUGAAACAUGAACAAACUCGAGUUAUACCUGCAUGCAAUAGUUCCGUUAAGUAUAAUCUGGAUACGCGUAUGAUAACAAUAGAAUGGCGAUGAUAAUGAAAAAGUAAAAGAAAAAGUUUAAGUCGCAAUCGACAAGCAGAUAAAGUGUAGCACUGGUUAAUGCUAGUCACGGUCUCUAGCUUGGUACUAAGUAAACAGAAGGUUUACACUGUGACAAGCAGUUUGCCUAUUAAGUUAUUAAUAUCGGAAACGAAUUUUCUCAUGUAGAACAUUUUUAUAUUUCAAGUAAAUAUCUUAUAACCAGUAAUGUAAAUUGGAAAUAAACGCUUCGGAAACACCUUAGUUUUCUAAAUUAUUUUUAUUUUGGUCAACAAAAUCGACAAUACCAUCGGUGCAGUAAGAAUCCUCGAUCGCCGUUGUAUUUUAGCAGUGCAUUGAUAUAAACACUUACCGUAUUCCCACGAAACCCAUAUAGUAGAACAGAUGGAUAUAUCGACUUUAUUGAAUUUAAACAAACUCUCCGUCCGUCCAAGAGGAACCACAGGCACGUUAUCCAAAUGUGUACCUGAUCAAUGACCACCUCUCUCGGAGCAGUCACUCCUUCCCUGUCGAUGAUUAUUAACUUGAGUAUAUAUAAGGCACCAACAUUUUGGCUAUAGAAGCUAGUAAAUGUUUAUCAGGAGGAAUGCAUUGCUUAUACAGCAUUGUCAUAAUAUUUACAUUCCGGGUUUUUUCUACCAAUAUUAUGAAAUGAAGCUGCAGUUAAUACUGAAAAAUUGGAUCGGUUUUAAGAAACCUGCUGCACGGCUUAUCUAAAACGUUUUCUGAUAAAAAGUCUGAAUCCAGGUUGAUCAACCUUUAUAAUUUAUGAUACGUUAGAAAUAAUAUUCAACAUUCUGCUACUUGGGAAGCAGCGCUAGGUGAGUCAGCUAGAGACUUCUUGAGCAGCUACCUAGACGGCAGGCAGCAGAAGGUCAGACUGCUGCUCGAGACAAACGAAUCGGCUUAGAGGAGGAAGGAUGUGUUCACCCAAAAUGUCCCUUAUUGGGGCACUUAUUUAUGAUAUUUCUUUUAGCGACAUUUUUUACUUUCGUAAGAAAAGUUUUUUUUAUAUAAUCAUGCUGACGGCAGUAAGCUCUCAAAGAGAAAAAUCGUAUAAACUGGUUCAAUGUAUAAUGGAACGAACGUCAAAUCCUUAGAAAUGUCAAGCGCUUCAUACUGGCAGAAAAACAAAUAAUAGUAUUAGGUCGUUAGAAAUCGAAGGCUUAGAACGUGGGGCUUUUCGGGGGGUUAAGUGUAUUUCAAUAUCUCUAUAACAAAACCUUGUAGAGAGGAAGGAAGAGUCAGAAAAGACAAAUUGGUCAAUAUAUCGAAACACCUCCACUUAUGUUAAAAGAUAUUUCAGUUUUGAGGCUUCUCGGGAAUAGAACAGCUUGAAAAAAGGAAAAUUUUGGUUGAAAUUUGAUACUAUUCUGCCGGCUUGCUUAUGUGUUUUCUGACAUAAAAAUGUGAGUGAGUUGUCCCCCUUGGGUUAACAACAGGUGUUUACAUAUUUCAGUGUGAAUUUUAUAGACAUUUUAAACAAAAUGUUAUUCGUGUAAUGCAAUGAGUUUUAUGCAACGCAGAUCGUAAAUGCAUAAAUAAAAUUGUGCUCAUGAUUGUCGUAUGAAUGGCACUCCAGAGUACACAUUAUUACGUUUAUCCUGUAUGCGACGUUAAAUAAAGUUUCUUGACUUUAGGUUUUUGAUUUUGAGUCCAAU